AUGUUUUCGUCAGGUGUAACUUUAUCUAUUCUAGAAAUUCCAUCACGUUCAUCAACUGAUACCGUUGAUGUUUUAUUAACAAGUGAUGAACAUGAACGUGGUUGGCCACAAGGAUUAUUGGUUAAAAAUCUUGUUGCUACACAUGAUGGUCAUUUAUUUGUUACAAUUUAUUCAACAAAAGACGUUGAUGAAGUUGAUCCUAGUUUAUCAAAAUCUACUAAAAGAUUGUUAGUUAUAAUUCCAUUUAGCCCAACAGUUAAUAUUGAUUCAACUUUCUCUUUAAAUGGAUUUUAUGUAUUAUCAUAUGAAAAUGAGAUAUUAUUAUCUGUUGAUUUAAUGCUUGAACAAAUAUUUAAAAUUAAUAUUCAUACAAAACAAGUUGAAUUAUGGUAUGAAAAUGAUUUAUUGAAAAACCAUUCACAUGAUAUACUUAUACCUGAUAUUAAUAGUAGACGUUGA
Rotaria sp. Silwood1 is the source of this 459-nucleotide messenger RNA. The record is from the annotation of a GenBank genome assembly. Lineage: Eukaryota; Metazoa; Rotifera; Eurotatoria; Philodinida; Philodinidae.